CUUUCGUUUUGGGGGUUCAGUCCGUGAAGAAAAAAACUAUGCGCCAGAUAGUACUCAAGUCAUUUAAUGCGAAGCACGGUGUUUUGCUUUAUACGUUUAUUGUCCACAUACAAAUGAUAAAAGUUAGAUAUGGGAUGUUGCGAAUGAGAUGCUCUCGGUAAGGAGUUAAUUGGGCCGAUGCGUUUGGAGUGCUUCGCUUAAAGUUGAGGAACACGUCGGGACUGUCGGAUUUGUGCAUCCCUUGAAAACACCACUACAGAGCUGCAGAAGAAACAGUGGCUCUUGAGCACCAGAGCAAAGAGAGCUUGAGAUGUCGAACCAAUCCUGCAGAACAAACGGCUUUGAAAAAAGAAUACCCAUUGGAUUCCCUGGAUUUCCCUAAGAUGUAUCCUUCUACAACAUUUGUGACUUGGAUACUUUUGUAGCGAUUAAAGCGAAGUGCGACAGCCUUAUGUUGAAGUCUAAAAUACCAUUUGCCUUAUCUUCUCUCCUAUCACGAUGGCAAAACUUGGUAACAUUACACAGUACAAUUGGAGAUUGAUUUGGCCAAUUUGGUGUCUGUUUGUACUUUUCGGCUACUUCUCAGUUGCCUCUCCAUCACAUGGUCGCCGAUUGAUUUGUUGGCAGGCGAUCAUGAAGUGUCAAGGAGAGCCGGAAUGCCACUAUGCAUACGAGCAGUAUUUGCACGCAUGUGCACCGGUAAUAAUAGGAGAGAAAAGGAAGUGUCCCAGCCACUGUAUUUCAUCACUUGUUCAGCUCAAUCAAACUAAAAAUGGGCCAUCUCUGGAGGACUGUGACUGCGCUUCGGAUGCGAUCUGCAGAAACACGAAACGGGCAAUCGAGCCUUGCUUGCCUAAGACUAGCAAUAUGGGCUGCACUGAAGCCCGGCGCCAGUGCGAGAGAGACUCGCACUGUAGCGGUGCUAUGCGCGAUUAUUUAUUUUACUGUGGUAAACUUUUCAGUGGGGUAAGGUGUACGGACGCAUGUCGCAAUGUCAUUUACAACAUGCGCAGCAUACCUAAAGCUGAACUCUUGGAUACUUGCGUCUGUGAUGGAACAGAAAGGACCAUAUGCGAGUAUGUUAAAAUAAGCAUGAGAACUCUUUGCUUUGACUCACCUGAUAAAUAUGUUGGCAGCGGAUUUUCUGAUUCGGAGCAAGAUGACGAAGAUGAUUACACUACGGAAUAUCCCCCGUACGAGGAAAACACAGGUAGUUUUAGCAGACCCCUUAAUGUUUUGUCUAUGGGGGCAUCCAUUUUGGUUCUGGUCUCCCAGCUGUAAUCAUUGAGGUUAAUCAUCGACCAGAAGAAUAUUAUUGACUCUUGUAAACUGUCAUCCAGCUGUGCAAUAGCAGAUCAGUGUUUUGACUCCAAAGACUAUGAACUCGCCUUUAUUGUAGUUUCCCAGGGAGCCAGAUGACUUUUUAUAUGGAUUAGCAUAUGUUGUAGACUGUUUGCAUUUCUAUGCAUCCAUACAGCUGUAUACCCGUUGCGGUAAUGAUAAUGGCUGUGUUGAUAAUUAUGGGCAAUAUUUCAAGUCUAGUAAUCAGUAUGUCCCGCAAGACCCAAAUGCAAAGAAGUUAAUUAAGUGACUAUGGCCUUAAAAGAACGAUGCUGCAUGGAAGUACAUGCAUUUGUCUCAUGCUUUAAGAAGCCCUCAAAUGAUGAUUGCCUUAACCUUUGGUUCAAAGCUGAAAAAAAAAACAUAGGAUAUGAUGGGAAAUAACUGCAUACGUGUUUAUUUUAUUUGUGACCUAACAAUGCAAGGUUGGAAAAGCAAGCUGUAUAAUGCCAGUACAUCAUUGUUUGAAACUGCUUUUUAAAGUUUGCCUUCAGGGAAUUCUGAGAUAAGCAUUGCAUUUUUAUAAAGACCAUGUUAGGUUUGAAUUUUUGCAUAAUGGUUGGGUUGUACAUAUCCAACAUGCUAUCUUUUUUCAUAAGAAAAUAUUGUGUUCAUAUCUUAGUAAUUAUAAUUAUUUCUUAGUAAUUAUAAUUGAUGAUCAUUCCGGAAUGAAAAGCAAACAUUCAUAUUUUAAAGGGAGUUAUUUUUUGUGAUAAAUGUCAACGAUUGAACUGCAGAAUAUUAAAAAUAGUCUUCCAGAGAUAAGCUUGUGAUUGCGCAGUUAAAAAAAAAAAAAAAAAAAAAAAAGAGAACAUUCACUGUCUAGAAAUGUCUAAAUCCACUGUAUGACUGCAUGGUGUAUGUGUAAUGAAGGCAUAAAACAGAGUUUUAGCAGUGCAUACUUGACUUAUUUUUAUGUUUAAUUCCAUGUCAAUAAUCUCUCAAUAUAAAUGUUUCUUAUUAAAUUGCUUAAAUAUUUUGUCUAUUCAACUGCAAAAAAAAAACAAAAAACGUUUUUGUGCCAAACUCCACUGUACAAGGCCUGCUGGAUGCAUAAAAACUAGAGACGUCUAAUGCACUUGACAUGUUUACAUACCAAUAUUUGCUGAACGAAUAAACCUUUAUGAACCUUGGGUGUAAAUGAAAAUGGGGAACAAUCAUUUUCUUUAGUAUUUCAGACUUAAAUCAUGAAUAUGAUUAAGCCAAAAAUUGCUGUCAAAUGAACUAGGUAAUUAAGGCACCCAAAAGAAGCCUUGUUGCAGUGAUGUACAUGUGAACCAUGCUGUCUGCAAAAGAGUUGUGUGUAAAUGCACUGAUGUACAUGUAAUGAGUACUAAACAGUUAUGAGUAAAUUAUGGCAAUUUUUCUUGA
Anguilla anguilla (European eel) is the source of this 2712-nucleotide messenger RNA. RefSeq names its product growth arrest-specific protein 1-like. The coding region runs from base 499 to 1281 and encodes 260 amino acids. The record is from RefSeq and is a predicted model, not a curated record. Lineage: Eukaryota; Metazoa; Chordata; Actinopteri; Anguilliformes; Anguillidae. The transcript is spliced from 2 exons. Gene Ontology annotation, biological process: regulation of cell cycle.